UCUUCUUAUAUACCUGAUAAAACAAAGUACGUAUGUGCUGAUUGUAUCGACGAUUUACAACUCUGCUAGUUGUGACGUGACAAAAAUAAACAUUUAACGUGUCAGUUGUGAUCCCGAAUGAUGUUUGAGAACGCUUUGUCAUACUAAUGAAAUUUGGUUUUAUAGUGCUGUUUUGAUAUGGAAGGUGUUAAAUUACCGACGUUGUGCCUAAUUUGUUCCACCCCCCGCGAUCACUCAUCGCAUGAUAAAGUUAUGACUGAAUAUUUACUUGUAAUCCGUGUAGCUUCGUGCAGAACACACUGAUAAAAGCGCAAACAGGAAGCCGCAGUUCAUUCUGGUUAAUUACAUACUCUGCACCUGAUGUUUACGAGAGUUAAAUUAUAGUGAAAAUUCAGUCAUUCUUGAUAUCCCGCGUUAUUCGUCAGUCUCGGUUGCAAAAAUACUGCCUAGUCUGUACUAACUGAGCGGACAGCACUUUGGUCACCUUGCGUAUUAUGUGCCACAGACUCUCUAUUCGCACGCAACAUUUAAUUAACAACGAACAUUGAGGAAGAGACGAACGCGAUGUGACUUCAAUUUCUUAUCCGGAAACCAUUUAUUCACGAGUUUGGACGAACGACAUUAAUUCAGAGGGUACUUUCAGGAUGAAAAAAAUGAAACACUUGGGCUUGAAUAACAGUGCUCGAUGAACUGGGAAUUCGAUCUGGAUCGGUUUGUUGUUAUUGUACAAUGAUCUAGUGAUCGUUGAAAUGCUACUUGCAAGAACAUCCAAGGGGGUUCCUCGUGGAGGGUCAAGGCGAAUCUUUUGUCGUGAGAAUUCAUUCUACAAUUAAAUAUAAGAGACGCAUUGUACGAAUUUAAAGCAACGUGACCCAUUUACGGAUAAGACAAUAAUGACAUCGGAGCAUUUUAUGACACCAAGACUUGCCGCCCAAUCCAGCCGCUUUUCAGGGACGAAUCGUGGGCCAGGGGCCCCGAUACCAAAGAUUUUGUAUUUCAGAUGAGGAGAUCGUACAGUUAAAAUUAUUGUGAAACAUUACGGCUUUACUUAUUAAGGACAUGAGAUUCGAUAUCGUUUUUCUUCUAUUUCAAUUCGCUUGAAAACGGUGAGAAAUUUAAUAAACUUGUUCAAUUUCUCAGGCCACGAUAACUCAUUUUUUCUGUAGAUAACCUGCUAAAUAUUCACCAUAUCUUAUAUUUUCUUCUCUCUCAAUAAUCAAUUCAGUAUAACAAUACUGAAUUUCUUGAUCAAAAUCAAUAUCAGAAUAGUUUUGAAAAAUGAUUUGAAGAUAGUGAUGUGUUGAAAAAAUGUAAUUGUGGGAUUGUAGAGAAUCAUCUUCCGAAUAAAUUCGUAAUCUCUUGUAAUGAAAUUAUCCAAAAAUACUGCUGGUUUUCAACAGCAAAGUCUCCUUUACUGACAUCUUAAGGCUAAUGAAAACGUGAAAAAAUCAUGGCGUAAACAGUGUACAAGUGAAAAAAUUGAAUUUUCAUGUUCGUGUGGAAGAGAUGCAGCUUGUUCGAAAUGUAUUAAACGUACGUGAGUGGAUUACUUGCAUGGAGAAACGUUGAUUUGAAGCUUCGUUUCUUUGCCAGAAAAACAAUUUUUUUUUGUUUGCUUUGAAACGCACAUUUUGCUUCCAUAUUUAAAUACUUGUAUACUGUUUCUACAUAAAGUCCCUUACGUUUACACUUACUCCGCAUCGUCAGUGAAACGAAACAGUAAAAUUUCUGUCCUGGGGCCUCGGGCUUGGAUUCGGCCCUGACAGUUGGCGGCUCGGGUUGCCAGCUUCACAAUCAACGUCACUACCUAUUUUUCUUCUUCACAUACAUAGUAUACACUUUCUCUCUAACAUAUGGCUUAUAUGUAAACUGACCUCAAUGAAUAUUAUUGAUCGCAUGUGACUAGCAAAGUGCAAAUGUGUGUCUUUAAAAAAUAUUUACUCGAGACAUCUCUCUCUCUUUGUUGUGGUAAAACGGCCGGUCUAAGGUAAACGAAAUAGUCACGUGAACGAUCAGGAAAUUAAACAUGCAUUAGUAACGAAAGUUGUUUGAUACAUGUGAUACCUGCAUAGUAUAAAAUAGCUGUUUUAUAUUGUACUCUAUUUAUCAGGCAUUCCCAAAGAAAUACAAGUUCUUUUUCUCCCCGCCUUGUGCGUCGAUGUAUAAUCAAUACGCCGUUUCUUUGUUACGCCUAUGUUGAUCAGGAGUCAUAAGAAAACCUUCGGAUAUUGAAGAAAUGAGUUUAUACAUGCGUGAGUUGAAAGCAAGAAAAACGCUACAAAGAAUUCUUCAGAGCUGACCAAAGAGGAUAUAAAAUAUCUUGUAUACUGACGUCGAAUAUAUCGAUAUCAGGAUAAAACAAACAUUCUACUCAUUGAACAACUGGAGUUUGAAAAAACAGAGAAACUAUAACAAACUGACUGAUAAGCUGUGUACAUCGAAUAACGCUUAGUCGAAUAGAUAAUACUUUAUAAUUGUGAUGAUUAGUAUAAAAUUUUAAUUUCAGUUAUGCAUUGAAUAGCAAGCAGCAGCGAAAUAACGAAAGAGGAUUGCCGAAGCAGGUGUGCCUAACUAUAUGCAGCUUACAAUACGUAUCAGCUAGUGGAGUAGCGGUUGAUUCCAUCGAUAUAACAUUUCGUUAUUCCCGUGAAGCCAAGAUUCAGUGUUUUAUUAUAUAAAUUUGAAUACGAUUAAAUUUGGGUUUUAAAAACAUGCGAAAUUGAAAAUGAAACCUACAGGCCCAACUUUCAGCUUAAGACUCAGGUUUUUGUAAUAUCCAUAAUUUCGUAUUCAUGUAUUUUUUCAACUCUUGGCCACGGCAUCAAUUGUUUAAUAUUUUUAAUUUUAGUGCGCGAAGUGUACGACAUACGUAUAUUAGUUACGCAAUGCUAGGUAUACGAAAGCGUGAAUAUACAUAAUCAUGAUAGAAUUUCAUAUGUAGCAUAAUGCGCGUUGGUUAAAAUUUCAGAUAUUGUCGUGAGAAUAAUAACAAUUGUGUGUGUUAAAAAGGAAAAUAAUAUAUAAAAAUUGUUAAGCUGGCAGCUGAACAAAUCACGCAUAUAAUAAAGUAUGCACAGGUGAGGCGAGUUCAAGUAAAUUAUAGGUUAACGGUGAAUACAUAGUUAAAAAUAGUGAGUAUUGAAAAUGCGAAUAGAAAUAGACGAGUUAUAUAAGUAGAGAUAAAUAUUGUUAUACGAAGCGUUAACGACGAUGUAGACCUGUGUGUUAGUAUUUAGCCUACAGCCUAAGCAACACGCGAAGACGGAUUGCAAGCCAUCAAUAUUGCAGACGACAGAAAGAGAAAAAGAUAAAGCCUGGUGCGGUUAAUCAAAUAAUACAUGUAUAAUAUGUAUAAUAAACAUGUCUAUGCGGAUAUUGAUUAAUGGACUAUCUUUUCCUUUGUCUUUUGUAUGCAUAUCAAACGCGUUAUCGGACAGUAUCGUUUUGGCUCGGAUGCUGGAUUGGCAGUUUGAAAUCCUUUUGUUUGCCAACAAAAGAAAAUUCGCAAAAUUCUGUGAACGUUGCGUGCUCGGUGGCGUGUGUGAUAAGGGAAAUAAUAACGCUAAUUCACAUCUGCAGGGAACUGCUGUGUAAGCCAUUAGUAGCAAUGGGGGAAGGGAACAAAGACUCGAAUAAAUACUAAACUCGAUUUCGACAAUCACGAUAGACGUCAGGAGAGAGAGAAAAACUUAGACGACGAGUAGAUGGAAUCGCGUGAGGUCAGCUUCGCAACGAUCGCGCGGCUGCGGCUGACAUUUGCGUCACAAACCUGCUACAAGGAACACCUGCGAGUAGCAGUCAGUGACAUUAUUCCGGUCCUUGAACCAGGUGGUUUUAUCGUUUGUAAUUAAGUGAGAGUUUUCGGUAUGCAGAACAUCGACGAUGCUCCGCCCGAAGAGACCGCGAUUUACAAAAAUCUCGAAUUCUGGAUGUCCGAUCUCCCGCCACAGUUGAAAACAUUACCCAUAAAUCAUCUGGCCAUACCCGGUUCACAUGAUACAAUGACCUACACAAUUUCGCGGAAAGGUGAGAUUGGACCCGAUGGACCAAAAUUCUUGAGGCACUUGGGCUGCUUCAAGAUGCUAGCGAAGCCAGUCAUAUUCAAUUGGUCGAUAACGCAACAUGACGACAUCAAAGCCCAACUCAACGGAGGAAUUCGUUACCUCGACCUGCGAGUGGCAAGAAAAGAUGGUGUAAAUGAAAUAUGUUUUUUACACGGAUUGUAUGGAGCUGCGGUUGAGGAACCACUUGAAGAUAUUGCUGAUUGGCUUACGUCGCAUCCUGGCGAAGUUGUGAUUCUUGAUUUCCAACAUUUUUACCAAUUCAACGAUUCUCUCCACAAUAUGCUAAUAAAUAUUAUUGAAAGAACAUUCAAAGGAAAACUGUGUCCAAUCUUUCCAAGCUUUACUCACAUUUCUCUGCAGUGGCUUGCCUUAGAAAAGUACCAAGUAUUCGUAAUAUAUAGAAAUGUGGCUGUGAUGAAUCACACUAAUUUUUGGUUCAGUAGUUUAUGGGUGACUCCAUGGCCAAAUACGGUCAACCCGGUACACCUUAUUAAAUUUUUGGACGAAUCACUAGAAUCUAGAAAUCCAAGAACUGGUUUUGUUUCCCAAUGUUUACUUACACCAGAUACUUUCUAUGUUGUGAAGCAUGUUUUUGGAAACUUAGAAAGAGAUUUAGUCGAUGUUUGUAGAAAUAAUACUUUACCAUGGAUACGCAAUAAGAAACCGGGCAGCGACGGAUUGAACAUAGUGAUAUCCGAUUUUGUGUCGUACAAUGAUUUUUUAUUUGCAAAAACUGUAAUUCAGCGUAAUGUUGAAAUGUUAAAAGUAUCUAGCAAACAAAUCUCUGGAAAAUACAUAGAGGUUCAAUCUAAAUCAUAGAUUCAAUCAUGUUGGUUUGAAAAAUUGGCUACUGUUGAUAAUAAUCCCUGUUGUACAAGGAUAGUUUAGUUUAAUUUAGUAUUUUAGCUGAAGAAUUUUUAGCUUCUUUACUUUCUCACUUCAUUAGUCGCUACCGGAUACCUUAUGCUAA
Molecule: messenger RNA, 5034 nt
Organism: Neodiprion virginianus
Lineage: Eukaryota; Metazoa; Arthropoda; Insecta; Hymenoptera; Diprionidae
Product: PI-PLC X domain-containing protein 3
Exons: 3
Coding region: 3867-4883 (338 amino acids)
Biological process (GO): lipid metabolic process
Molecular function (GO): phosphoric diester hydrolase activity
Source: RefSeq, a predicted model, not a curated record